Molecule: messenger RNA, 588 nt
Organism: Pocillopora damicornis (cauliflower coral)
Lineage: Eukaryota; Metazoa; Cnidaria; Anthozoa; Scleractinia; Pocilloporidae
Source: RefSeq, a predicted model, not a curated record
AUGUCAUCCCAAACUGAAGAGAAAGUGUCACAGUGUUCCUUGUGCGCUCAGUUCCAGAGAAUGUGGAAUGUGGUCGAAUGUGGAAUGUGGUCGAAAGUUGGAACUGACCUGUUUGAGUAUAAUGGAGGUCAUCACCUGCUGUGUGUAGAUUACUAUUCAAAGUGGAUUGAAGUUGCUAAGCUAGACAACUUAACCAGCGGCAAUAUCAUCUGUCACCUGAAGAGUCAAUUUGUUCGGUAUGGGAUACCUGAUGAGCUUCUCAGUGACAAUGGGCCUCAAUAUGCUAGUUCAGCAUCUACUGAUUUCAGAAAGAGCUAUGGUUUUGUCCAUACCACAUCAAGUCCUCACUUCCCUCAAACAAAUGGUGAAGCUGAAAGGGCAGUUCAGACCAUCAAGAAUCUCCUCAAAAAAGCACAAAAUCCUUACCAGGGACUGCUGAACUAUAGAAAUACUCCUUUGGAUGGUAUAAACCUUUCACCUGCUCAGCUGCUCAUGGAUCGAAGAUUAAAAUCUUCCCAACCAACAAAGGUUGAUUUGCUUAAACCCCAACAUCACAAGAAAUUCAACAGCACUUUCAAAAGAUUGUGA